Molecule: messenger RNA, 1248 nt
Organism: Mangifera indica (mango)
Lineage: Eukaryota; Viridiplantae; Streptophyta; Magnoliopsida; Sapindales; Anacardiaceae
Exons: 1
Coding region: 1-1248 (415 amino acids)
Source: RefSeq, a predicted model, not a curated record
AUGGAAAACCUUGUUGGAGGAAAAUACUCCAUUUCUCUUCCUCCUGAAGUUACGGAUGAAGGUGCAAAGAGAUGGGAGACGUGUGCCAUUGGUUUCUUCAUGGGUAGAAGAAUGUUUUUUCUUCUUGUCAAAAGGUAUGCAAUCCGUCAUUGGUCUAACUAUGGGCUUGCUGAUAUUAUAUCCACUGGAAUUGGAGUUUAUCUUCUAAAAUUCAAGGAUGUAGAGGGUAUGAUGAAAGUCUUGGAAGAGGAGACAUGGAUGAUUGGAGGACAGCCUCUUUUUGUUAGGAGAUGGGAAAAAAACCUUUCAAUGGUGGCGGAAAACAUUAAGAAAAUAGCAGUGUGGGUAAAAUUCUAUGGAAUCCCAUUGGAAUUUUGGAGUUUGAAGGGUUUUAGCCAUAUUGCUAGUGUUCUUGGCCACCCCCUCUAUGUGGAUUCAGUCACGGAGGAAGGGAGUAGAUUGGAGUAUGCACGUAUUUGUGUGGACAUUAGCGUCAACCAUGAUUUCCCGGAUAAAUUGGAGCUUGUAUUACCAACAAAAGAAAAUGUUGCAAUUCGGUUGGAGUGUGCAUGGAAACCAUUAAAAUGCAACUUGUGUAAUAUGUUUGGUCAUGGUAAUGAAGAGUGUAAAAGGAGAGUGGAAAAAGGUGAGACUGAAAAAGGGAAAUUUAACAUGUAUAAAGGAAAAAAUGAGACUAGCAAGGAAAAAACUACAAGUGCAAAGAUAGGGAUGGCAAAUAAUGGAAUUCAUCAAACUAUAGAGACAAACAAUGGGGAUAGCAAAGUAAACUUAGAGGCCCUAAGGAGAAAGCUAGUGAUUGGAAAGGAGAACUUUGACAAUAGUAUGGGGGCAUUGAAUAAUAACAAAUUUACAGCCUUAGCCACCAAUGAAACUAGUGAAAUCAAGGUUACUCAAAAUGAAGGGAAGGUUAUCAUUUUAGAUGAGACACAUGAGAAAUCAGUCCCAUAUAAUAUAUUGGACUCAACUCAUGGUGCAUCCUCAUCCAACACCAUGUUAUCAAAUGUGGUCGAACCUACAAAUUUGGAGCAAGGGGAAAACAAUCUUUCAAAGGAGGCAGUUUCAAAUCAUGAACUUUGUGAAUCUCCAACAAUAAAUCACUUUAGAGGCAAAAUCAAGGUUGAUGAGGUGGACUUCAAAAAGGAGAAGGGUGACAUUCUAAGCAAAUCUCAGCGGAGGAGAUUGGUGAAGCAAAGGAGGAACUCUUCCCCCAUUAAUUCUCCUAAAUGA